Magnolia sinica is the source of this 798-nucleotide messenger RNA. RefSeq lists its product as uncharacterized. The transcript has a single exon. The record is from RefSeq and is a predicted model, not a curated record. Bases 1 to 798 code for a protein of 265 amino acids. NCBI's taxonomy places the organism in Eukaryota, Viridiplantae, Streptophyta, Magnoliopsida, Magnoliales, Magnoliaceae.
AUGAUGUGCAGAGCCUUCUCCAUAACCCUCUUCAGAUCUGCUCGGAGUUGGUAUCGACAACUUAAACCAAAAUCGAUUGGCUCUUUUGCCGAACUUAGCAAAUUGUUCCUUACCCAGUUCAUCUCUGGUAAGAAGAGUCGGAAGCCGACUACCCAUCUAUUUACCCUCAAGCAGGGGAAUAAGGAGUCACUGAAGGACUUCAUUGCCCGUUUCAAUGAGGAGGCAUUGUUAGUAGCAGACUACGACAACAAAAUGGCGCUCUCGGCCAUGUUCAGCGGGCUCAAAGAAGGAAAGUUCACCUUCUCGAUCGAAAAAAAUCCACCAACUACCUUGGCGGAGCUCAUUAGCAGAGCUCAGAAAUACACCAAUGUCGAGGAAUUCUCCAACUCUCGCAGGAAUGUACAAGUAGUUGAGCAGUCGUCCAAGGAGAAAAGGCCAAGGAACGAAGAACCUCAGUCGUCCAACAAAAAAAUCGACGAUCAAGCCCCUCGUGACCGCCGGCCAAGCCGGAGACCCGAGGGCAAAUUCCGUUCCUACACUCCCCUCAACACCUCUACGGAGCAGAUCUUAUUGGACAUCAGGGGUCAAAUACUCCUGAACUGGCCUGUCUGCAUGAAGACUGACACAAAUAACAGAGACAAGCACAAGUACUUCUGGUUCCAUCGUGACCAUGGUCACAACACGAGCGACUGCGUGGACCUCAAAGAUGAAAUUGAGACCCUCAUUCGUAAGGUCAUUUGCGCUGAUAUACUAAGGAGGAGAGAUCGGCCCGGAGAGAAGAGCAACCGAGCAAGCUAG